UCUCUGCGAAUGACGUAUCACCUCGCAACAAAACACGGCCUAACUAAAAUAUUUGAUAUUGCUUUAUAAAACUGGCAGCACUGCUACCCUGGCAAUAUAACUCAUCAAUCAAACUAAAAAAAAAAACCACAUAGGCGAUAUCUAUACCAUACUGUUGCCACGACUACUAAACAAGUCUGCAGGAUGUCUAAAGAUAUUAAUCCUAAAGAAGCUAUUGUUAAGACAGCUUACGCUGAUGUUAAUAAGUUCGGUCAAAAUGGGGAAUUUGAUAAAUCCAUGAAGGCUGUCAAUCGAAUCCUCGCUGUUGCCCCAGACGAUCACACAGCUCUUCACUGCAAAAUUAUUUGCUUAAUACAGUUAACAAAAUUCGAAGAAGCAUUGAAAUUUAUUGAAAAAAAUCGCUUGGUAACAUUAAUCUUUGAAAAGGCCUACUGCGAAUACCGGCUAAAUAAACCAAAUUUGGCUUUAAAGACCAUCGAUGAUGCAAAUUUGCCUGUUUUGCCUCCGAAUCUUAAGGAGUUGCGUACUCAAGUUUUGUAUCGUUUGGAACGUUAUGACGAAUGUUUCGAGUCAUAUAAAGAUAUCAUUAAGCAUACCAAUGAUUAUUACGAAGACGAACGACGCACUAAUUUUAAAGCGGUAGCAGCUAAUUUAGCUUUAGAUACCAACAAUGUGAUACCAGAAAUACCGGAAGAUACUUAUGAACAAUACUUUAACGGAUCUUUCAUAUUGUCGAUUCGUCAAAGGUAUUCAGAAGCUGAAAAAAAAUUGCGCGUUAGUGAGAAGUUGUGCAGAGAAAGUUUAGAGGAAGACGGCGCCUCUGAAGAAGAGAUCAGGGAAGAAAUGGACAUCAUUAAGGUUCAAACUGCUUAUUGUAUGCAAAUGCAAGGCAAAACCAAAGAAGCUGCUGCAAUUUAUGCGGACGUGUUACGCAACAAACCGAAAGAUCCCGCUCUUAUUGCUGUGGCCAGCAAUAAUUUGGUAGUAAUUAAUAAAGAUCAACAUGUUUUUGAUUCGAAAAAAAAGAUACGUGCUGCCAUGGCAGAUGCUUGUGAGCACAAAUUGACGGCACGACAGAAAAAAGCUGUUGCUCUUAAUAAUUGUCUUCUAGCAUUGUUUACCAACGCCAGUGAUCAGAUACAUCAAAUAAGCACGAAGUUAGCGGAACAAUAUCCUGAUAUGUGCUUUCAGUCUCUACUUAUCAGAGCCGUUCAAUUCACCAAGGAUAAGAAGCACAAAGAGGCCGUAGAAUUGCUUCAAAAGCACGCAGCUAGUACUGCGAAUAAAGAAGAAGCUUUUGCCAGCAAAUUCGCUAUCGUCCAAUUUUUACUUGUUCAAGGUGCCCGUAAGGAAGCUAUAGAUGUUUUAUUAUCUUUGGGCGAGGCCAAAUAUAAACCCGGGAUAGUGUCGGCCCUGGUCACUUUAUAUUUGGGUAUGAAUAAUAAACCAGCUGCAUCUGAAUUGCUGCGCACUGCCGUUGAUUGGUAUAAGAAGAACAAUGUAAGUAGCGGCGAUUUGUCUGAUAUGUGGCGUCAGGCUGCUGAAUUUCAUUUACGAGGAGGAGCCACGGAAACUGCUGCUAGCUCUUUAGAGGAAUUACUCAAAUUGAAACCCAACGACGUGAGAGUUUUGGCUCAACUGGUUAUAGCCUAUGCUCAGUGUAACCCACAGAAAGCUUUAGAGGUAAGCAAAAAAUUACCUAAACUGGAGACUCUUACCACAGCUUCCGAAAUCGAUGCAUUGGAAGCGGCCAACUGGGUAAUGUCCACCAAAGCCGCGAAGAAAUCGGCAAAUGCGAAAAUUGACCAGUCGCCUGGCACGCCAGUGGUUGAAAAGAAAAAGUGUCAUAAACGGAAGCGGAAAGGCAAACUACCCAAAAAUUACAAUGCUGAGAUACCACCAGAUCCCGAAAGAUGGUUGCCGAAGUAUGAACGCACUGGUUUCCGCAAGAAACGUGACCGCCGCGCCAAGGAUAUUAUUAAAGGCUCUCAGGGCAUGUCCAGCCAAGCAGCUGAGCAAUAUGAUAUGUCUAAUCGGGCUAACCUGAAUAAGAGUUCGCCAGCUACUCCAGCUUAUCAGGAGCCUACUCCAGGACCACGUCAACAGCACCGUAAAGGUGGGCAAAAAAAAAGAAAAGGUGGCCGUUUUUAAAAAGAAACAUUCAUCGGUAUUCCUUUGGUCUCUUUUUAUGUAAUUUAAUUAAAAAUGCAAUUAAAUUUA
Molecule: messenger RNA, 2220 nt
Organism: Glossina fuscipes
Lineage: Eukaryota; Metazoa; Arthropoda; Insecta; Diptera; Glossinidae
Gene: Srp72
Product: signal recognition particle subunit SRP72
Exons: 3
Coding region: 184-2151 (655 amino acids)
Biological process (GO): SRP-dependent cotranslational protein targeting to membrane
Cellular component (GO): signal recognition particle, endoplasmic reticulum targeting
Molecular function (GO): ribosome binding; protein binding; 7S RNA binding
Source: RefSeq, a predicted model, not a curated record